AUGAACACCCUGUACGAUGCCGACCACCUCAAAAUCGCUCUUGGCCAGAUCUCGACCUGCAAGUCGCUCAUCGAGAGUGUUGGUCGUGACUACGUCCGUCUUCUGAAGUACGGCCAGUCUCUGUACCAGUGCAAGCAGCUGAAACGCGCUGCGCUUGGUCGCAUGGCCACACUCAUCAAGAGGCUUAAAGACACCUUCCUGUACCUCGAGCAGGUCCGCCAGCAUCUCGGUCGUCUGCCCUCCAUCGACCCCAACACUAGGACGCUCGUCAUUUGCGGCUUCCCUAAUGUUGGAAAGAGUUCCUUCUUGAAGUCCGUGUCUCGCGCCGAUGUCGAUGUUCAGCCGUACGCCUUCACGACCAAGUCCCUCUUCUGUGGUCACUUUGACUACAAGUACCUUCGUUUCCAGUGCAUUGAUACCCCCGGAAUCUUGGACCACCCUCUUGAGGAGAUGUACGUCUGCCGCAAACCACACUUGGGGAAACUCAAACUCAUUUUUUGCAGGUCCACGAUCGAGAUGCAGUCCAUCACAGCCCUUGCUCAUUUGCGCUCAGCGGUCAUGUAUUUCAUGGAUCUCAGUGAGCAGUGCGGCUACUCCGUCGAAGCCCAGAUCAACCUCUUCGCCUCGAUCAAGCCCCUCUUCUCCAAUAAGCUCGUCUUCCUCGUCAUCAACAAGAUCGACAUCACCAAGGUCGAGGACCUCGAUGCCGAGACGCAGGAGAAGCUUCAGGGCCUGCUCAAGUCGGGCGAGGUCGAGAUGCUGCAGCUGUCUUGCAACACUCAGGAGGGCGUUCAGGACGUCAAGAACGCCGUCUGCGAGCGCCUCAUUGCUGAGCGUGUCUCGCAGAAGCUGAACGCCGGCACCACCAGCAGCGGCGCCAUCGGCGGCCGCCUGGCUGACGUCAUGUCGCGCAUCCACGUCGCGACCCCGAUGGGCGGCCAGACGCUCCAGACUUUCAUCCCCGAGGGCGUCAAGAACCUCAAGAAGUACGACAAGACCGACCCCGAGCGCAGGAGGCUUGCGCGGGAUGUCGAGGAGGAGCAGGGCGGUGCUGGCGUGUUCAACGUCGACCUCCGCGCCGACUACAUCCUCGCAAACCCCGAGUGGAAGUACGACAAGAUCCCCGAGAUCUUCGACGGCAAGAACGUCGCCGACUUUAUCGAUCCCGAUAUCGAGGCCAAGCUCGCCGCCCUCGAGGAGGAGGAGGAGAAGCUCGAGGCCGAGGGCUACUACGACUCGGACGAGGAGAUCGACGACGAGGAGGAGGCCACCGUGCUCGCCCAGGCGGAGCUGAUCCGCGAGAAGCAGGGACAGAUCCGCAACGAGGCGCGCAUGAAGAAGCGUCUCAAGAACCAGGCCAUCAUCCCCCGCAAGAAGGUUCCCAUCCCCCUGUCCAAGAUGGACGACGCGCUCGACCAGCUCGGUGUCGACACGACCGACAUUGUGUCGCGCGCGCGCUCCCAGUCUCGGCCCCGCGGCCGCUCCCUCGGACGCAGCCGUGCCGGCACCGAAGACGCCGACGCCAUGGACCUCGAUGCCACGCCGCGCGAGCGCCUCCGGUCGCAGAGCCGCGCCCGGUCCCGCAGCCAGGCUGCUGUCAACCGUCGCGAGGACGGUGUGGAGGAUGAGGGCAGUCGCACCAAGGCUGAGCGCAUGGCCAAGCUGGGCCAGAAGAAGAUGAACCGCAUGGCCAGGCAGGGUGAGGCCGAUCGUCACACUACGGCUUCGCUGCAGAGGCAUCUGCUCGCCGGCAAGCGUGGCAUGGGCUCCACGAGGAGUCGUUAA
Molecule: messenger RNA, 1785 nt
Organism: Verticillium dahliae VdLs.17
Lineage: Eukaryota; Fungi; Ascomycota; Sordariomycetes; Glomerellales; Plectosphaerellaceae
Product: nucleolar GTP-binding protein
Exons: 4
Coding region: 1-1785 (594 amino acids)
Biological process (GO): ribosomal large subunit biogenesis
Cellular component (GO): nucleolus
Molecular function (GO): GTP binding; RNA binding; GTPase activity
Source: RefSeq, a predicted model, not a curated record